Molecule: messenger RNA, 3399 nt
Organism: Phytophthora sojae
Lineage: Eukaryota; Oomycota; Peronosporomycetes; Peronosporales; Peronosporaceae
Exons: 1
Coding region: 1-3399 (1132 amino acids)
Molecular function (GO): metal ion binding; protein binding
Source: RefSeq, a predicted model, not a curated record
AUGCCUCGCCCCGAGUACGCGCCCUUCAUCACGUCCCCGCGCGGCGCGUCCGGGCCCUCGGUCGUGGGCUCGGCGCCCUCGGCCGUCUCGGCCCUGAGCGCCGCCGCCUCCGAGACCCUCAGCGCCGCGCUCAGCGUCGCCAAGCUCAACCUGCACCGACGCCGCCGGCAGACGCUCACGGACCCGAAUGCGCGCGGCCGCAGCGCCGGCACGCGCAGCGGAGGAGGCCACACGGGCCGGCGCACGCCCUACCUGGACCGGGAGGACGAGGAGGAGGACGACCCGUACGACCCCCCGCAGCAGCACCACUACCAGCACCAGCGCCAGCGCCAGCAGUACGACCACGAGCCGCAGCAGCGCUACCGCGGCCGCCAGAAGUCCGCGCGCUCGGCCUCCAGGUCCCCGGCGCCCUCGCCCUCGCGCGGCUCCGGGGGCGGCUUCGCCUCCAUGCUCUUGUCCUCGUCCUCCUCGACGCGCUCGCUGUCGCUGCGCUCGCCGUCCGCGCGCUCGUCGUCGGCCACGUCGCCGUCGAGUCUGCGCGACGAGAGCAUGUCGUCCAUGACCAGCGACAUGGCGCAGCACCUGCCCGAGCUCUCGGCCGACCGCGUGGAGGCGCUCGUCAACUUCAUCGACAAGUCCGUAGACGACGCGUACAACCUGAGUCUGGGCUUCGGCCGCGUGCGCUGGACGCCCAGCCGCGCGCGCGAGGGCGUGACCAUCCACCGCGCCAGGAGCGGCCCCGACGACGCCAUGCUGGACGCCGCCGUGCGCGGGAGCUGCAACAUCAGCGCCACGUUCCGGGAGAUCAGCGACCUGCUCAUCACCGAGACCAGCGCCGACUUCGCCGAGCACGAGAGCGCCGUCAACCCGAGCGAGUUCCUGGACGGACAGGUGCUGUACACGCUGGUGCCGCGCACGCCCGAGGAGCGCUUCGUGUGCGUCAAGUGGCACUGCGUGCGGUCGCUGGCGCCCUCCGUCGCCAAGCACCGAGACUACGUGUACGUGGAGCUUGUGGAUUCUUUCGAGGACGGCGACGGCCGCCGCAUCGGCUACCGACUGGGCAAGAGCGUGGAUCUGGACGUGCUCCCGUCGCGGGAUUCGAAGCACGGGUCUGUUCGCGCCAAGACGCUGACGCUGCAGACGUGGAGCGAGCGAGCGCCCGGAAGCCUCGAGUUUGUGACCAUGAUGAUAAACGAUCUAGGAGACCGGCUGCCGUCGUGGCUUGUGCUGAAGAUGGUGGACACGGCGGCGCUGCGGUCCGCAUGUAUACGGGACCACAUCAAUCAGCGCCGCCUUGACAUGCUCGUGUACGCAGGUCCCAGGGAUAUGGUGCCGCUCAGUCGCCGUGUGUGUUGCGUGGUGUGCACGCGCAGUUUUUCUCUCGUGCGCAAGAAGUACAACUGCGCCGGCUGUGGAGACGUCAUCUGCAGCCAGUGUAGUGUGCACCAGCUCGUGACCGCCCACCAGCGGCUUAGUGAUCUCUCAGCGCCCGGAGGCAAGCGCAAGACCCGCAUCUGCGUCAAGUGCAGCAGCAAAAUGCAGAGUCGAGAGUUGCCACGACGCGCGUCAUCCGCGCGCCAGAGCGACAUGUCCCGCGUCAGCUCGGACGGCAGCGUUCGCAGUUCACUUGCAUCUAACAGCUCGUUCUUGGGCCGUUCGCAUACCCCAGCAGGAAAGACUUCGGACGAGACUCGGCGAAGCUUUCUGUCGGAUUCCACCGCUGGCACGAGCUCACAGGACUCAAUGGAAGACGGAAACAGGAGCAGUGGCAACGGAUCCGCGGCAGUGCGUAAACAGGUACCGAACAUGUUCCAGUUCCGGCCGACGUCCUCGUCCAUGGGCAAAAGCGAGCGGUUGUCGAAGGCGUCCACUUCACCGUCUUCUCCUGGGGACGAAGAAGAACGAUUAGACGUCGAGGAGCUGCAGCCGCAACUUCUUGGUGACAGCAUCCUCGCCCCCGCCCCUGUGGAGCUGGAUCUAGGCGUUGGCAAGUACAAAGAGACUUACACGCAGCAGCCGACGCGGACCGAGAGGGAUUACCAGGCCGAAGCAGCCGAGCUGGCGGAGUACAGUGACCCCGAGGAGGAGGAAGGGUAUUCGGAAGAGGACGCAGGUAACUUCCUCAACACGGAAGGCCAUCGACACGAUGCAGUGCGGCAAUCCUUAUCGCAGGCAACGGUUAUGACUGUGGAUAUGGAUGUGCCGAUGGUGCACAAGGUGGAAGUGGCUAGCUUUCUCACGGAGGAAGAAAACGCCAGCCUGGACACGGUGUCGAACGAUUCGGACUCGGCCAAUUUUACGCUGGAUGAAAACUCGAAGAUUGUGGAGAGCAGGUCGUUCGGGCCGAGAUCGGAUGCAGGCGCGCCCAUUCCAGUCCAGGUCGAGGAGUUCAUUGUACCUCAGAACGUGCGCACAGUCCCGCGCCGUAGCAUGGAGCUGGAAGAGGUUGAAGCUGAAGAGCUGGUCAUAGAGGAGAUCCAGCCUGUAAAUGUAGGAAUCGUCCCGCGACGCAGCAUGGAUUCGGAGGAGCUCGUCGUAGAAGAAGUCCAGCCUGAAAACUCCACGCGACUUAGUAUGGAGACCGAGGAAAUGGAGGUCCCGAUGGUGGUUCGUAAAGUGGCGAAGAAGCUGGUCGUUGGAGCUGGCGGUCGUCGCAGUCGGGAUUCAAGACGGGCUCCCGCACCACGGCCUACCGGUGCGCCACCCCCGCCCCCUCCACCACCGAGGGUGGCAGACGUGCUCACUGAGAGUAUGGCGAGUGCAAGGGCCAACAAGAAGGUCCAGGCAGCUUCUAACGGUUCGCGCGCCGGGCCACCUCCGACACCAGUUGUUGCUGCUGCUGCUGAAGAAGAUCCCGCUCCAGCUCCAGCCCCAGCGCCAGCAGCUGAGGAGGAAACGCUGAAGCUAGAGGACUUGCAGGUUCAUCUGGACCGCAUGAACCAGAUCUCGGCGAGCUUGCGUGACCUUCGCCAGGAGAUGAAGCAGACGACGGCCACCCCGGCCAGCACCCACACGGCGAUGGCUGCGCUCACGACGUUCGAGACCAAGGCCAACGCCGAACGUGCUGCCAAGAUUGCGGCCAACUUCAUCAGUUUGCUGGAUCGGAAUGCAGCACCUGCGGCUCGGCGCGCCCAGCAGCACCUCAAGCAACGCGGCGGACCCCGGACGAGUCUGUUCAAUUUAACUCUAGCCAUGGGCGAUGGCAGCUUCGUGGAUUACCUCGUGGAUUCGACGUUCGAGGAUGUGGGCGAGAGCCCUGACGGCCAAGGUCUGGGGUGGCAGGCAGUGCAGUCGCAGACGACCGGCAAGCAGUACUACUUCAACCAAAACUGCGCGCUGGCAUCCUGGACUUUGCCAGGACCCGACGUCUUCUGGGGGACGCUUUACAUGGUGCUCUAG